Messenger RNA from Penaeus chinensis, 846 nucleotides. RefSeq lists its product as uncharacterized. The transcript is spliced from 5 exons. The coding region runs from base 1 to 846 and encodes 281 amino acids. Lineage: Eukaryota; Metazoa; Arthropoda; Malacostraca; Decapoda; Penaeidae. The record is from RefSeq and is a predicted model, not a curated record.
AUGCUAGAGACUGGUUGGGCAGCGAUAGUGGUUAAACGGCCUGAUUCUUUAUUAAGGAAGAUUACAACACAGGGGAGAUGCCACAGGAGAGAUGACAUAGGGGGUUAUGACACCGGGGGUUAUGGCACAGGGGGAGAUGACACCGGGGGUUAUGACACCGGGGGUUAUGGCACAGGGGGAGAUGACACCGGGGUUAUGACACAGGGGUUAUGGCACACGGGAGAUGACACAGGGGAGAUGACACAGGGGGUUAUGACACCGGGGGUUAUGACACCGGGGGUUAUGACACCGGGGGUUAUGACACCGGGGGUUAUGACACCGGGGGUUAUGGCACAGGGGAGAUUACACAGGAGGGGAGAUUACACAGGGGGUUAUGACACCGGGGGUUAUGACACCGGGGGUUAUGACACCGGGGGUUAUGACACCGGGGGUUAUGGCACAGGGGAGAUUACACAGGGGGGGGAGAUGACACCGGGGAUUAUGGCACAGGGAGAUGACACCGGGGGUUAUGACACCGGUAGUUAUGACACCGGGGGUUAUGGCACAGGGGAGAUUACACAGGGGGUUAUGACACCGGGGGCUAUGACACCGGGGGUUAUGACACCGGGGGUUAUGGCACAGGGGAGAUUACACAGGGGGGGAGAUGACACAGGGGGUUAUGACACAGGGGGAGAUGACACAGGGGGUUAUGACACAGGGGGUUAUGGCACAGAGGGAGGUGACACAGGAGGAGAUAACACAGAGGGAGAUAACACAGAGGGAGAUAACACAUGGGGCGGUGAUAACACAACAGAAAGGAAGAUAACACUUCCAGAGGGAGAGGAAAAGGGAGUCAGGGAGAGAUAA